AUGAGGCCGCACCCCCCGUCCGACGAGGUUGAGGUCUUCGGUCUACGCGGCGUACUGCAGACCCACCGUGGGCCGGCACCCAUCGAGACGCAUGGCUACCGGCGCGACGACAAUGGGCUAGUGCCGGUGGACGAGCCGCGCGUCUACGAGCUGCUUGGGCAGCGGCUGUCCGCCAAGGCCGUCAAGGACUACGGCGCUGCCGAUCGUGCGCGCGAGGCGCUGCGUGAGAUGGGCGUCGACGUCUUUGACAGCUCUCGGAUAUGGCGCGUCCGUGGCGGCACGCGCGAGUUCAAUGCACGGCUGACGCAGCUAGCGCAGUCGAGGCAGUUGUCGGCGUGCCGCGCCGCCUACUCUGCCGGCGAGGCCUUGGCCGACUCGCGCUCGCACGCCAUCCUCAUCGACGCCCACGCCGCGUGCGGCGAUGGGCAGGGCGCACGCGAUGCGCUGGCGGCGAUGAACGCUUCGGGCCACCAGCCGCAGCCGGCAGAGUAUGCGGCGGCUGUCAGCGCAGGCGACCUCCUGGCCGCUCGACGGCUGCUUGGCGAGGCCGAGCGCGAGCUCGGCGGAGCGAGCGGCGGCGGAGGCGGCAACAUCGGAUGGCGCGUGCUCGCCAACGCUUUCCUCCGCGCCUGCGUCGCGGGCGGAG
Messenger RNA from Emiliania huxleyi CCMP1516, 646 nucleotides. RefSeq lists its product as hypothetical. Gene Ontology annotation, molecular function: ATP binding; aminoacyl-tRNA ligase activity. The annotation marks the transcript as partial. The transcript has a single exon. The record is from RefSeq and is a predicted model, not a curated record. Gene Ontology annotation, biological process: tRNA aminoacylation for protein translation. NCBI's taxonomy places the organism in Eukaryota, Haptophyta, Isochrysidales, Noelaerhabdaceae.